CUGAGAUCUGAUAACCUACUGGGAUUGUGGCUGCACAGGCAGUGUGUGGCUGCACAGAUCUUGGAUUCCAUUGUGCAAGCCUGCAGCGAGGGAGCGUUGGAUCUGAUUUAUUAUCCGGCAGGACAUUUUUAGUAAACAGCGGAGCAGGGAAAACUUUAUUGUUCCGACAUAUUUACCUACAUAAAGAGGAUUUCCUGCAGAGAGUGGCCUGUCCCCUGAAGUCUCUUACUUUCAUGGACUCCGAAUGUCAAGGCAACCACUCCCCCAGAGUGGUUAUAAUUGGUGCUGGAUUUGCAGGACUUGGUGCUGCCAGCACCUUGGUGAAGCACGGCAUAAACAACCUGGUUGUACUGGAAGCUUUAGACCAAGCAGGCGGGAGAGUUUUGACACAUAAACCUUUUGGGGCGGCAGCACUGGAACUAGGGGCCACGUGGAUCCAUGGUCAGAAGGACAACCCACUUUAUCAAAUGGCCAAAGAGAACCAGUUGCUGGCUGAUGAUGGCUUCAAUAUGGUGACGUGCCAGCCAACAUCUGUGACGCCUCAGGAUUACUUUUUCACGGAGGAAGGAAAGCUGCUGCCGUCAGCACAGGUUGAGGGAGUCACAUGCUUUUUUGGUGACCUGAUGUCCAAGAUUAUCUUGCAGGACUUUAAACUGGAAUGCGAGUCGUGGUCAGUUGGGGAGUAUCUAGAUCAUGAAUAUGCCUUAUCCAGUGUUUCCAAAGACGACGGAGUCUAUGAAUGGUGCAAGAGAGCAGAAUGUAUUGAUGAGGCUUGUAAUUCCAUGUAUGAAUUUUCUUUGAGCCAGCUUGGCUUGUAUACUGCACUAGAAGGGCCUUUCUUCAACUCCUUGGGCAGCAAAGGCUACCAAGCCUUGCUUGAUAUUUUGAUAGGCCAAUUGCCGCCUAAUAGUCUACGGUGUCAUAAGCCAGUUCGAUGCAUACAAUGGGAAGGCUCUCCAUCCCCAGCCACCAGAACAUCUAAGUAUCCUGUUAAAGUCUUUUGUGAAGAUGGUGAGGAGUUUCCAGCAGAUCACGUCAUUGUCACAGUGUCCCUUGGCUGCUUGAAGGAAAGAGCAUCCACCUUUUUUGAUCCACCGUUGCCAAGAGGCAAAAUGGAAGCCAUUGAGCGUUUGGGAUUUGGCACAGUAGCCAAGAUUUUCCUGGAGUUCUCUAAACCUUUUUGGCCAGAAGACUGUGCAGGUAUACAGUUUGUUUGGAGGCGGGGUCCUGAAAGCUCAGAGGGAUAUUCCGAUUCACUCAAAGAAUAUUCCUGGCGUUCACAGUGGUACAAAAAGAUUGUGGGGUUUGACUGUGUCCCCAUGCACAGGAGCACAUUGUGCGGCUGGAUCACUGGACUGGCUGCAGAGCACAUGGAGAGCCUACCUGAAAGUGAGGUGGGGAAUGUAUGUACCAGGUUAUUGAAGCAAUUCACUGGCUGGCCGGUGCCAGAGCUGCGGGGGGUGCUGAGGUCCACCUGGCACAGUAAUCCUUAUGUCAGGGGCUCCUAUACCAAUGUGCCUGUUGGAGUGGACGCAGUGAAGGAGCAGACGGCACUGGGAGAACCAGUUCCAUCGACCCACCACAAAAAGGGGCUGCGGCCUCUACAGGUUCUCUUUGCAGGAGAAGCCACACAUCCAAACUUCUACACAACUACCCAUGGCGCCUACAUGACUGGGGUGCGGGAAGCCGAUCGGAUCUCACAGCUGUAUGAGUUCAAGGCCAACCCUCGUCUGUAAUUCACCCUGCAACCAACAUAUCUCCAAGAAGACUCCACCUUCUACUACUACCUCAGAUUGUGGGAACCUGUGACCUCAACACCCUCUUUU
Molecule: messenger RNA, 1826 nt
Organism: Nanorana parkeri
Lineage: Eukaryota; Metazoa; Chordata; Amphibia; Anura; Dicroglossidae
Product: peroxisomal N(1)-acetyl-spermine/spermidine oxidase-like
Exons: 4
Coding region: 234-1736 (500 amino acids)
Molecular function (GO): polyamine oxidase activity
Source: RefSeq, a predicted model, not a curated record